UGUCUCCAUAAGCGCCAUUUUGGAUCAGCGCAGCAGUCCCAUCAGCAAACUGAGUUGGCAAGUAGCAACCGGAGCUCUCGCAACAGAACAGAUGUUUAGGUGAUAUCUGCCAUUCAUUAAAGAAAUAAAGUCUUUCUCCCGGCGUGGUGAAAAUGAGCUCACCCGCAACCCCACCGGAUUCAGACCCGACCCGGCGGCGGCGUAUGCACAGUAUGCUGAAGGUUUACUACGGCCUCAAUGAAGAAGGAAAAGCCGCAGAACAAGCCGAAUCUCUGGAUCCCUGUGAUAUAAACGGGCCUCAUUUCGAUCCAGAGGUUUAUUUAAAUAAGUUGAGGAAGGAAUGUUCUCUGACUGAGCUGAUGGACCAUGAGUGCUGCAUGGUGAAGCAGAUCAGAUCUCUGGACAGUGACAUGCAAACCCUGGUUUAUGAAAACUACAAUAAGUUCAUUUCAGCCACAGACACAAUCAGAAAAAUGAAGAAUGACUUCAAGAAGAUGGAAGAUGAGAUGGACUGCUUGUCUGCAAACAUGGCCGCCAUCACAGAGUUUAGUGCCCGCAUUAGUGGGACACUGCAGAACCAACAUGCACAGAUCACCAAACUGUCAGGUGUCCACACUCUCCUGUGUAAGCUGCAGUUCCUGUUUGAGCUGCCAGCAAGGCUCAAUAAGUGUCUGGAGCUGCAGGCCUAUGCUCAGGCAGUGAGCGCCCACCGGACGGCACGAUGUGUUCUGCAGCAGUAUAGUCAUAUGCCCUCUUUCAGGGGCAUCCAGGAUGACUGUCAUGUCAUUAUGGAGCAGCUUGCUCAGCAGUUGCGGCAGAAAUUCAGGGAUGGUGGUUCGAGUGCUAAGGAUCUCUCAGAAUGUGUUGAGCUUCUUCUGCAGUUAGAUGAACCAGCAGAGGAGCUUUGUGACAAGUUCAUAAGCCACGCCCAGUCCAGAUUGGAGGCGGACCUCCAGGGAUUGGAGGCGGAGCUUAAAGACUCAACAGUUGCUGAUACUGGUGGAAACUUUGCCCAAAAAACAAGUCCUGGAUCAAAUCCUGUCUCUCCAUCUAACACCUCUGCGUUCAAUCCUUUCCUCUCUCCUACUGCCGGAACAGACAUUCUAGAGUUUGUAGAUCGAGGCUGUAAUGAGUUUGUUAGCAACCUUUGUUUGGUUAUUGCCUCCUAUCAAGAGUUGUUCAUCAACCGUCCACAGGAGUGCGAAUUAGCUUCGAAGAACAUUCCUGAGAUGGCUAAUGGCAAGCUACAUGUAUUUGUCGACACCCUGGCUGCUAGAUAUUUCUCUUUGGUGGAACGAAGGAUACAGGAAGAAAAAGGGGUGGGAGAUAACUCCUUAUUAGUGAGAGCUCUGGACCGCUUCCAUCGCAGAUUGCAGGCCAUAUCUAAACUACUUCCUGGGUCAGCGGUGCCCAGCCAAGGAACUGAGAUUGUGGUGCGGGCUGCAAGAGAGAGAAUCAAACAGUACCUGUCUGCCUUACAAACCUUCUACCAUGACAGCCUUACUGAUGUAAGACAGGCUUUGGCUGCCCCACGCCUAUCAGCGGGUGGGGCCAGCGCAUCAGGAGGAGGGGCUACAAGUAAAGAUGCCCCACCCAGUCUGCCAGAUCUGCUGACUUCCUUGUCAAACUUUAUUCUCAAUCAGUUAAAGUCUGUAUUAGCCUCAGUGCAUCACUUUACAGCAAAGGACAUCACGUUCUCCAACAAGCCUUAUUUCAAGGGUGAGUUUUGCAGUCAAGGUGUGCGUGAGGGUCUGGUGGUAAGCUUUAUUAAGUUCAUUUGCCAGUCGUCUCGGCAGUAUUGUGAAAGUGCUGGUGACAGAGGUGGCUCCACCCCCCCUGCUCUCCUUCUGUUGCUCUCUCGUCUCUGUCUGGAUUACGAGACAUCCACCAUCUCAUACAUCCUAACGCUCACAGACGAACAGUUUCUAGUACAGCAUCACACUCCGGUAACUCCAGUUACAGCACUUUGUGCAGAGGCCAGAGAGGCUGCACAAAAACUAUUGAAUCACUAUGUGAAGGUUCAGGGAUUAAUUAUAUCUCAGAUGUUGAGGAAGAGUGUGGAAACGAGAGACUGGGUGAACACCAUCGAACCUCGAAAUGUCCGGGCUGUAAUGAAGAGAGUGGUGGAAGAUACCACCUCUAUUGAUGUACAGGUUGGACUGCUUUAUGAGGAGGGGGUUCGGAAAGCCCACAGCAGUGACUCCAGCAAACGUACCUUCUCUGUGUACAGCAGCUCUAGACAACAGAUUCGAUAUGCACCAAGUUACACUCCCAGUGCUCCAAUGGACACAAACCUGCUUAGUAACAUUCACAAACUGUUUUCUGAGAGGAUUGACAUCUUUAGUCCAGUUGAGUUCAACAAGGUCUCAGUGCUAACUGGCAUCAUUAAGAUUAGUCUGAAGACAUUACUUGAAUGUGUCCGUCUCCGUACAUUUGGCCGUUAUGGCCUGCAGCAAAUCCAGGUGGAUUGCCACUACCUGCAGAUGUACCUGUGGCGGUUUGUGUCUGAUGAGAACUUGGUGCACUUCCUGUUGGAUGAGAUUGUGGGUAGUGCCGCCCACCGUUGCCUGGACCCCUCUCCAAUGGAGCAAAGUGUCAUUGAGGUCAUCUGUGAGAGAGGGUAGAGAGGGACAAAGAUUAUCGUUGACAACCUUUAAACUGUUAGGGUUGGGUUUUAGUUUCCUUAUAACUACAAACCAAUUUGUGGAAUACUUGAAAUUCAGUUUUCAUGUAAUUGAAAAGAGUAUUAAAGGAAUAGUUCAGACAGCUGGACUGAAGGUGGCUGGAUUGAAACUGGAAUGAACAUUUGUUUAACCCUUUGCUUGAGUCUGACUCUUCGAAGGAAGCUAAGCAUUUGGGUGUGGACAUUUGUGUGUAUUGGGUGCUAAGAUGAAAUGUUGUGACCUCUUGAACACAACGUAGCAUUAAAAGUAAAAGAUAACCCACGAAUUUCACUGUCGAAUACGUCAAAUCACUGUCUGUCUUACUACAUUUAAAGGUAAGAUGAUCUGUCUAUAAAAAUAAAGUCAGUAAAUUAAGAUCUUUUAUUUUUUUUUUUUUUUUUUUUUAUGGUUGAUUCAUGAGUAUGACUGUAAAGGCUGCUGAAUGUUAUGUA
This is a messenger RNA of Myxocyprinus asiaticus (Chinese sucker), 3115 nucleotides long. RefSeq names its product vacuolar protein sorting-associated protein 51 homolog. The record is from RefSeq and is a predicted model, not a curated record. Gene Ontology annotation, cellular component: membrane; EARP complex; GARP complex. NCBI's taxonomy places the organism in Eukaryota, Metazoa, Chordata, Actinopteri, Cypriniformes, Catostomidae. Gene Ontology annotation, biological process: endocytic recycling; retrograde transport, endosome to Golgi; Golgi vesicle transport.